Eremothecium gossypii ATCC 10895 is the source of this 873-nucleotide messenger RNA. RefSeq names its product Pet130p (gene PET130). The transcript has a single exon. NCBI's taxonomy places the organism in Eukaryota, Fungi, Ascomycota, Saccharomycetes, Saccharomycetales, Saccharomycetaceae. Bases 1 to 873 code for a protein of 290 amino acids. The record is from RefSeq and is marked provisional.
AUGUCAUGCAAGUUACUGCUCGAGCGAGUAGCCAGAUGGGCUGGUCCGGAGGCUGCAGGGCCCGUGGGGCAGCUGACACCGCCUGUAACGAGCGGCGGGGCAAGCUUCUUGCGCGUGGGCGCUGCUGCGACGCAGACAGACCCAGAACCGUCAACCACAUGUCUCAAGGGCGUCCUGGCUCCCGUCCAACAAUACUACAUGACCCGGUGUCGCACAUGGGCGCCGCAGGUGUAUCAGUGCGACUACUUUGCUCUGCGGUUUUUCCCAGCCGAGCACUUUCUGGGCAUGGCACGCAAGAGCAAGCCUGGGCUGCUCUUGACCUACACGGGGGACCACCUUCUUAAUGCCAACGUCGGUGACCAAUCUGCAGGAGUCCAGCAACGUGUGGAGCUUGCCCGCAGCGCAGAGAUGGAAAAGCGACUCCGCCAGAUAUCGAACCUCAUACAGGCUCGGGGGUCACUACGGCCGCGCGACUGGUCCUACCUCCGUGUUGGGGCACGUAAGACAAUCCGCGCCCAAUUUCUGCAGGCUUGGUGCAAAUAUCACGGCCCAGAGGCUGUGCUAGCCCGCCUAGAAGGGGCCAUGGACUCUCCGUUCCUCGACAAACAUGGCCGCACAGCGCACAAGGUCGCCAAAGAUGGUCUCUACCACUACACAAUCCGUGUGUUUCCAGACGGGACUACAGCCGCAGACUUCGCCGCGCAUCUGGAGCGAAGCGUGCUCUACACGGCAAACCUGAGCUGGGACUCAUACUCGCGACAUGCAGGGCGAAAAUGGAUCUCCGAAAACAACGCCCAGGCCGACAUCGCUGCCCUCAAUAAGGCCCUUCACAAAAGCGAUAUCCCUUACCGAUAUAUAAAGUCAUCUACGUAG